Chlamydomonas reinhardtii is the source of this 1097-nucleotide messenger RNA. RefSeq names its product ribosomal protein L32. Lineage: Eukaryota; Viridiplantae; Chlorophyta; Chlorophyceae; Chlamydomonadales; Chlamydomonadaceae. Gene Ontology annotation, cellular component: ribosome; cytosolic large ribosomal subunit. The transcript is spliced from 4 exons. The record is from RefSeq and is a predicted model, not a curated record. The coding region runs from base 152 to 553 and encodes 133 amino acids. Gene Ontology annotation, biological process: translation. Gene Ontology annotation, molecular function: structural constituent of ribosome.
CUUGUAAUUAUUCGAGCAAGGCUUCUUGCGGACAGCGACGACCUCAUGGGGACUGUACGGGCGCUCGCUCGAUGCGCCCUCACAAGGCCUGCGUAUUCACAUUAGUCUCUCUCUUUCUGCGGCCCAUCGCUUUCUGGAAGGGCUUUGAAAAAUGGUGCAGCCACUCAAGAAGGUGAAGAUCGUGAAGAAGCGCACGAAGCACUUCGAUCGCCACCAGAGCGACCGCAAGGACUCGAUCAAGACCUCAUGGCGCAAGCCCAAGGGUAUUGAUAACCGCGUCCGCCGCAGGUUCAAGGGCGCCCUGCCGAUGCCCAACAUCGGCUACGGCUCGAACGCCAAGACCCGCCACACGCUCCCCAACGGCUUCCUGAAGUACACUGUGAACAACGUGAAGGACCUGGAGCUGCUCAUGAUGCACAACCGUCGCUUCUGCGCCGAGAUUGCGCACAACGUGGCCGUGCUCAAGCGCAAGGCCAUCGUGGAGCGCGCCGCCCAGCUGAACAUCCGCGUCAUCAACGGCGCCGCCCGCCUGCGCAGCCAGGAGGACGAGUAAACAGCCGGCCUGCAGUUACGGCGGCGCGGCGGCGCCGCCGUGGCCGUGCGCCGGUGGCGGCUUGGCUUCACGUAGCUGGGGGGCCUGCUGGCGGCGGUGCGGCGGCGGCAGUGCGUCGCUUUGCGGGAAUGGACCGGGUGGUUUGGGGUGGUUGGGGUGGUAUGGCUGGCGCCGCCGGCCGGACUCGGGGCCGGAGGCGGCGCGUGGCCGCGUUGCGGGCUUCCGCGGUCGCAGGAGAGGUGUUAUGUCUGUAACCUAAAAAGUCGCGAUGCUGGUGUCGGGGCAUCUGGGUUUGGGGGCAUUGUUCCUGGUUGUUAAAGACUGGGACUCACACGCCUGAGCAGCGGCGAGGUGGUAACCGGUAAUCGCUGCAGGGAGGCCAGUUCAGCACAUGCAUGACAGACAAUCAAAUGUAUGUCGUGGACCAACAGCACUCCCGGGACUAAAGUUGGAAUACAGCAGGGAUGCAGCGCACCCGUUUACUUGUCGACGUGUCGCUGCUCUUGCCAAGGCCUUGGCCCAGCGUGCCUUGGCCAUGGCUCUC